Toxoplasma gondii ME49 is the source of this 2880-nucleotide messenger RNA. RefSeq names its product GMC oxidoreductase. The record is from RefSeq and is a predicted model, not a curated record. NCBI's taxonomy places the organism in Eukaryota, Apicomplexa, Conoidasida, Eucoccidiorida, Sarcocystidae. The transcript is spliced from 8 exons. Bases 1 to 2880 code for a protein of 959 amino acids. Gene Ontology annotation, molecular function: oxidoreductase activity, acting on CH-OH group of donors; flavin adenine dinucleotide binding.
AUGGGUGUAUCCCACAACACAGUUGUCACUCACGGAGUCACCGGAGUUGAUUCUCAGCCCAAGCCGCCAGAUACACCCGUUCAAGACGAUGACGUCAACGCUGCAAUCAUGCCUUUUGGCAGCGGACUGGACCGAGGAUAUGAUUUCGGAGAGGCGCUCCUGGUGGCUUCAGUACGAGUCACUAGGAAGUUCCUCAGCAUGCUGAACCCCUUGAACUGGCUUAUGACCUUUCUAGGUAACGAUGAUGAUCACUGGCCCGCUGGGUCCUUUUGUAACCCGAAGGCAAAGCUGGACCAGGAGUGCUCGUUCCUGUUCGACCACAUUGUUGUCGGAUGUGGAGCGACAGGGUGCCCCUUGGCUCGUACCUUGUCAGAAGGAGGCAAGCGAGUGCUGCUCAUCGAGAGAGGGAAGGAGAGGAGCUUUGAAAAAACCCCAAACGCGAUGACAAUGCAAGGUACGGGGCGUGUGAUUCAAGACGAGGACAUAAGCCAACCGAUUAUUACGACUCAAGGCGUGCGCAUCCACACUGCAAAUAUAAUGGGAGGCGGGACCAGCAUCAACAUGGCCAUUGUGAUUGAAGAGACAAAUGAAUACUUUGACCAUUUGAACGAGGCAUACGGCUAUAAUUGGGACAUCGACCGUGUCAACGAAGCCUACAACUGGAUCAGCCAGAACUACUUUCCGAUGCCACAGGAUGUGCCCUUUGCGGGUGCCUGGACAAAGAGUCUGUUGGCCCGCGGAUACACUCCCUGGACCCCUGCGGGUCAGCGCUACACAGGAGGCACAUUGCCAACUGCUUACAGAUUGCAUAUGGGGUACGCUUGGGGGGGAGGCUCGUUGUUCCGUCCCGAUAAAGGCGGCUUCAGAAUGGCUAGUGACACGCUACUUGGCGAAGACAGUGGCAAGAAGCGCAACAAGAAUCUGACAGUGCUCACAGAACACACCGUCCAGCGCAUUAGGUUCGCAGUAGACGGGACUGUGCCCCGGGCGGUUUGCGUUGACUACCGAAAGACAGCGUUCGAAGACCAGCAGAUUCUUGGCACGAUGAAUAAUAUCUCCACUGAAUUCAUUGGAUGGAAGGCACAGGCAUACUAUUUGAUGAAACGUGCGAAAGCUGCGCUGAUGUAUUACGCCAAGAACGACCCUGAAGAGUCAAAGAUUCUGAAGCGAGCAUGUGUGGGAGUAGACGGAGAGAUCACAGUGUCCGCGGGUGCAAUACACACCCCGCUGUUGCUCAUACGAUCGGGAAUCGGUUCCCGUGAACAACUGCGAGAGAUUAACGUCCCUACUGUGAAAGAGUUGCCAGCUGUGGGAAAAAACUUGAGGGAUCGGAUGUUUAUUCCCCUGAAUUUCUUUGCUGUCGGGCAAGACACCAGUCCGCGGCGUCACCCAACAAGAAUAUGCGAGGCGACUGGGAUCGCGAAACUCGGACCUGACUGCGAAAACUUCAGAAUUGGAGAUCGGUCACUCAAGUGUACCUUAGCUGUUGUCGAAGAACUGUACGGCGGCAACACCACAGAAGGCGUUAUUCUGGCCUCGCGGUACAUCUUCCCUCCAGCAUUUCGUCACCACCCUUUGGCAGAUAAAGCCUUCGAGAUCAUGACCUACUGCGCCCGUCAUCGCCCGCUCACUGAGCACAUGCGCGACUAUCUCCCCGUGUGCGCUACCAUCGAGCCAAUGAUCAACUGCUUUAGACGAGGGAGCGCGCCUUUCUAUUUUACGUCUGAGCCGAAGUCCAGCGGAUAUGUUAAGCUUGAUAAGCGCGGAGAGGUAGAGGUAGAAGUGAACUAUUUGAAGGACGUGCAAGACGUCUUCGACGCUAUCCGUGGCAUGCAGAACUUGAUUGAAACCGCGAAGCAUCCUGCUUGGCGAGGGAUUCUUGAGCCAAUUUCUCUAAAAUCGUGCCCCGUCCAAAUCUGGAACGGGGUGUUAGAUCUUGUGGCUAAGCUUGGACAAGAGGCGAUUGGGGAGGUCUUUCACGGCCCCAGUCUCCACGAGAUCCGAGAGAAUCUGGAACUCCUACUACCAGGGAAUCGAACAGUAGUCCCGGCAGAUUCGGUGGCAGAUGAUGCUGAACUGGGUAACGAGGAAGUUACGCCGGAUACUGUGGACAGAUACGCCGAACUUUUGGACAAAAUCCAGAAGAAGCAAGAUGCUGUAGAGUCGCUUUUGCGAGCGACUCAACCGUCGCAACCAACUGGAAGAUUUGCUGAAGAAGCUGCCGCCACGAGUCUGAGCUGGAAGAAUGUCUUGUUAGAGAUCCAAAGAGAGUUCCUCGUGAAUGGCAGCGGACAGGAGAAAGAGGAUAUGUGCGAUGCCACUUGUGACGAAAGUGAAGCAGUCCCGCAACGUGGAGCUUUGAAGAGCUGCUCCUUCAAAGAUCCCUACCACUUCUACAGUGGCUUUUGCGACAACAACUCCGAGAGAGGAGCUAAAGUUGAGCCCUCGCAGAAGCAAGGCCACGAUGGUGCCCCGUCACUGUCGCCGAUGGACGAUCCAGAGGCGUUUGGAAGAUUUUGGUCGAACAAAUUCAGACCGGGAUCCGAUAGAGACCAGUGGCUUGCUGCAUACCCCCCGAUCUUGCCACGAACGGAUCAUCCGGAGGAAGUGGCGAAGUUCGUUUUCGCGUUUAUGACCACCCUUUGGCAUUUGCACGGCACAUCGAAGAUGGGAGAAGUUGUUGACCAGAAUUUCAACGUCAUCGGAGUAAAGGGCUUGUCGAUUGCCGAUGCCUCAGCAAUAGACAAAUCUCCGCGCAUGAAUCCAACGGCAACGCUCAUCAUGAUGGGACGCUACAUCGGUCUUGAAAAGCUCCAUGUAUGGCGUCGACGUGAAGCAGCUUCGAAAUCUCCCAGGACAUUCUUGUCCGAAGUGAACUAA